Xyrauchen texanus (razorback sucker) is the source of this 6213-nucleotide messenger RNA. Its product is annotated as membrane-associated guanylate kinase, WW and PDZ domain-containing protein 2-like. The record is from RefSeq and is a predicted model, not a curated record. Lineage: Eukaryota; Metazoa; Chordata; Actinopteri; Cypriniformes; Catostomidae. The transcript has 24 exons. The coding region runs from base 239 to 4219 and encodes 1326 amino acids. Gene Ontology annotation, molecular function: type II activin receptor binding; signaling receptor complex adaptor activity; SMAD binding. Gene Ontology annotation, biological process: receptor clustering; signal transduction. Gene Ontology annotation, cellular component: cytoplasm; dendrite.
CCCCUCUAGACAUCACAUCCGGGUCACUCGACAGUCAGUGUGUAAGAGAGUGUGCUUCUCCAUACAGUUGCUGCAACUCCACUGCAUGCAACAUGGACACUACAAGCAGCGGCCAGUCACGGAGCCGGAGGAACUGAGCACGCCUCGGCUCUGGCGGUGAGACGCUAUCAGCCACACCGGGGCAGGGAUGCGGUGCCGUCCAGCAGACUCACACUGGUAGGCGAGUCAUUUGUCAGCGAUGUCAAAGAGUCUGAAGAAGAAGAAGAACCACUGGACUAACAAAGUCCACGAAACGGUGCUCACCAGGAAUAAGGAGGGUGAGCUGGGGUUUGAGUUGAAAGGGGGCGCCGAGAAUGGCAAUUUUCAUUUUUUCGGGGAGGUGAAGCAGGGCAAGGUGGCCAUCCAGAGCGGCAAGCUGUCCCAGGACGAGCUGCUCUUGGAGGUCAACGAUACGCCGGUGGCAGGGCUCACCAUCAGGGAUGUGUUGGCCGUGAUCAAGCACUGCAAAGACCCUUUUCGGCUGAAGUGCGUAAAGCAAGGAGGUGUUGUGGAUAAAGAUCUUCGGCAUUAUCUCAACCUACGAUUCCAGAAGGGUUCAGUGGACCACGAGCUCCAGCAGAUCAUACGCGACAACCUCUACCUCCGGACUGUGCCGUGCACAACGAGACAGCCCAAAGAGGGGGAAGUCCCAGGUGUGGACUACAACUUUGUGAGCAUUGAGCGGUUUAUGGAAUUAGAGAAAAGUGGGGCCUUGUUAGAAAGUGGAACCUAUGAAGAUAACUUAUAUGGCACACCAAAGCCUCCAGCGGAACCCACGCAGAUGCUGUUUAAUGUGACAGACCAACUAUUGCCCGGUGCCCGACCCAGUGCAGAGGGAAAAAGGAAGAGGAACAAGUCUGUUAGUAACAUGGAGAAGGACAGCAUUGAGCCGCCAGAAGAAGAGGAGGAUGAGAGUCCUGUUGUCAAUGGCAAUGGCAUCGCCAUCACACCAGAAUCAAGCGAACAUGAAGACAAGAGUACAGACGCUUCUGGAGAUGUGCCCACCCAGUCAUGUCCACCCGAAACCCCCACCCUCACCGCCACAGAUGCCCCCGAGGAGGAAGGAGAGGCCCCCAAAUCCCCACAAGACUCCCAGGAGAAUGACGAACUGGGCCCCUUGCCAGACAACUGGGAGAUGGCCUACACUGAGAAGGGAGAAGUUUACUUUAUAGAUCACAAUACCAAAACGACGUCAUGGCUUGACCCUCGACUAGCGAAGAAAGCCAAGCCCCCAGAGGAAUGUGAGGAAGAUGAACUUCCAUAUGGCUGGGAGAAAAUAGAUGACCCUAUUUACGGCAGUUACUAUGUCGACCACAUUAACAGAAGGACACAAUUUGAGAACCCCGUCCUAGAGGCCAAGAGAAGAAUCCAACAGCAACAGCAAAUGCAGAGUCAAGGCCUAUCAGCGCUGCCAUUGCCCACCAUAUACAGAGAAAAGCCUCCAUUCACACGAGAUGCCGCACAGCUCAAAGGGACGUUCCUCACCACGGCACUGCAGAAAAGUAACAUGGGAUUUGGCUUCACCAUCAUCGGUGGGGAUGAACCAGAUGAGUUCCUGCAGGUGAAGAGUGUCAUACCUGAUGGACCUGCAGCACAGGAUGCGAAGAUGGGCACAGGUGAUGUCAUCGUCUACAUCAAUGACAUCUGUGUCUUGGGCACCACUCAUGCCGAUGUGGUGAAACUCUUCCAGUCCGUUCCCAUAGGUCAGAGUGUCACCCUGGUGCUCUGCCGAGGCUACCCCCUCCCCUACGACCCCGAAGACCCCUCUGCUAGGUCCUCUAUGCCUCCUUUGGGCCUAGUGGAUCAUCCAUUACUGCUCAAUGGACGGAACAACUAUGAAAAUUACAUGGAGUACAUGUCUUUGACCGGCCGCUUAGUUCCUGAGCACGGUGAGGGCCUCACUCCACAUCCCCAUCCUGGAGACACUCAUCUCGAUGGCUCGCAGCCUACAUCCCUUACAACUCCAGGACCCCCACCUGAUGACAGCAUCUCUAUGGCUUCAUCUUCAGGAGCGACAGCUGGAGCCCAAGUGGCCCCUGAACUUCUGAGUCUCACUAUAACCAAAGGCGCAGAGGGGUUCGGGUUCACCAUAGCGGACAGUCCCACAGGGCAGCGGGUCAAACAGGUUCUGGAGCCACAGGGUUGUCCUGGGUUAUGUGAAGGAGAUCUGAUGGUGGAGAUUAAUCAAAAAGGUCUUCAGGGACUCAACCACACACAGGUGGUGCAGCUGCUCAAAGACUGUCCUGUGGGAACAGAGGCUACGCUUGUCAUUCAGAGAGGAGGAACAGCAGGCCUCUUCAUGCCUUUGGAUCCCACAAAACAGUGGGACCCUCAAGGAAGCCCACAGACCAGUUUGUCGACCACUUUGCUCCCUCACGGCGCCCCACAUCACAGAGGGCUUUCAGAGGGCACAGAAGGCUUUCAACUGGGCAAACCUGACCCCUAUGACCUCUAUGAGAAAUCACGUGCCAUUUAUGAAAGCAGGCAGCCAAUUCCACCUCGGUCAGUGAUGGACUCUACAGGUGUGGAGUACCAGGAAGUAGAGGUUCAUCUGCUACGAGAGAAGACUGGGUUUGGUUUCAGGAUCCUGGGUGGAGAUGAAGCGGUGCAGGCAAUUGUGAUCGGAGCAAUCAUAGAGAACAGCCCUGCGGAGCGGGACGGCAGACUGCGUCCAGGAGAUGAGCUGUUCUCGGUUGACAGGAUGCCCGUGGCGGGGAGACCACACCGCUACGUCAUCGACCUCAUGCACGCAGCUGCACGCAAAGGACAGGUCACCCUGACCGUCAGGAGGAGAGUUCUGCCGCAGCAGGGCCAGCCAUGCGUGAAAAACGGUGCAUCGACAAAUCAGAGCAGCUCUCCCCGGGGCCAUGCAGUGUGCCCAGUCAAUUUACCACCCACAACUGAUGUAGUUAUCCACCGCAAGGAAAGUGAAGGCUUUGGUUUUGUCAUCAUCAGCUCCCUCAACCGACCAGAGACCACAACCACGAUAACUGUGCCACAUAAGAUCGGUCGCAUCAUCGAAGGCAGUCCGGCUGAUCGCUGUGGAAAACUAAAAGUUGGUGACCGAAUUAUGGCCGUAAAUUGUCAGUCUAUUAUCAACAUGCCUCACGCUGACAUUGUCAAGCUAAUCAAAGACGCUGGACUCACUGUCACCUUGCACAUCAUACCAGAGGAAGAUGUAAACGGUGCUCAUUCCGCCCCUACAUCGGAGAAGCAGAGCCCUAUGGUGGCCCAGAAACACAGUCCCCAGACUCAGCCCAGCACAGCAGCCCAGCAGAGCCCCACUGUGGCUCACCCCAGCCCACCAGCGCCCCAACCCAGCCCAGCUACCACACAGCCCAGCCCCAUGCAGAUGGAACCAGGCCCUGGAGCACCACAUAGCACCCCACCAGUGACUCAAACCAGCCUCCCUGUGAGUCAGCCUGGCCUGGAGGCCAUGCAAGCGGGUUCGGUGGUGACUCAGGCCACUUCUGUGGUGGAUCCUGGCAUGCCUGGGGUCCAACCCACCUCCAUCGGAUCAGUGUCAGUACCACCACAGCUGUACCUACAUGACACUAGGUCGGAGGUAAAAGCUAGACAGGAUGUUAAACCCGAUAUCUGCCAAGCUGCAUACACAGACUACAGACAGCCCCCAGUGGACUACAGACAUCCCCCUGUAGCAGACUACAGACAACCACCGAGCCUGGAGUACAGACAUCCACCUGCUCUUAUAGACUACAGACAACACUCCAUCGCAGAUUACCGACCACAGGACUAUGACUAUUUCACUGUGGAACUGGAGAAGAGUGUGAAGGGGUUUGGCUUUAGUAUUCGUGGAGGACGGGAAUAUAAGAUGGACCUGUUUGUGCUGAGACUGGCUGAGGAUGGGCCUGCCAUCCGCAACGGCAGAAUGAGGGUUGGAGAUCAGAUUAUUGAAAUAAACGGUGAGAGUACGAGAGAUAUGAGUCACACUCGUGCCAUCGAACUCAUCAAAGCCGGCGGUCGGCGGGUGCGUCUGCUGUUGAAAAGAGGCACGGGACAGGUGCCGGAAUAUGGAAUGGUAUCUACCAACCUUUCUAUGUGCAUGAAAAGCGACACUCUAGCCUCACCCUAUUUCUUCAUAAUGGGACACUCUAAAGACACGACAGUGCCACCUCCUGGAGUGCUGUCUCUACAGCCACCCCUGCCUUGUCGGAAGUAGUCUCAACCCGCUAGCGUGACACUAGCCCUUCGUCGUUGCCCGUCAUCUCAACCAGUCUCAAACCCUGGACUUGCCUCACUGACUUCUUUUAUGGACAUUGUGUGACAGUCUGGACCAAUCACAGCACCCCUCGUGGUCAUUCUAGUCCAGAUGCCAGUUUCGCCAACAGAAAAAAGGUGGCAGGUCCACCUGUAAGAGCUGUGCUUUGAAGAGGCAUCUUAACGAAAAAUGAAGAGAAAGAUCGGGAACAUUUCAUAAGUGUGGAAACAAUUUACGAACAGUUGCAGACAUAUCAACCUUAAAUGGAUUGUUGUAUCCCACUUGCUCAUCAUGAAAAUGCUGACCUGUGUUUUUAGCAGACGAUCUGGUAACCAUCCCAGAUGAACGGCAGCCAAAGUAGCAUGGCUUGCACUCUCGCCAUUUGAUUCUGAAUCCAGAACUUAUCACAGAGGAAUGCGCCAAACUGUCUAAGCAUAUUUCUUCUGUCAACUGGACCCAAGCUCUCUUUAUUUGUUUAUCAUGUAGAGGUUGUUUUUUUUUUUAUAUAUAUAUAUAAUUUCAAGUUGUUCAUACCACUACCCCUAAUGAUACUAGGGUCAAAUAUUGCAAAAUAUGUGUAGCAUGAUAAGAGAUUUCCGGGGAAACCAAUACAAGAAAUGGCCACACAUGUAUUGAGGUUCAUAGGUCUGGUGGGAAAAUGAGAAUUCACUGUUAUGAAACUCUCAAAUUAAGCAUGAGAGGACACAAGGAGACCACCAUUAUGGCCAUCUAAUGGAGAUACAAUGUAAAGUAUCAUGCCAUUUGAUUGAAUUGUGGGAAAAACCAUAGAGAGUAAAUGCACGUUACACGCCAAAUCUGACACAUGGACUGUUGACUUUAGACGUCAAUAAUAAACCCAUAUUAAAAUGUUAUAUUAGUAUGAUUUAGUCUAGAGUUGCCAUAUCCAGCUGAACAUUCUGUUACUCACCUGAAGCUUAAAAGUAGAUGUUUUCAAAGUUUCAGAUUCUCAUUUUCUUCAACCUUCCCAUCAUGUAAACAAAGUAGCUGCCAUCCAGACCAUUGGAUGACAAGGAGAGAUCACAAUUUUUUAAGGACUGUUUGGUCUGAGAUUAAGAGUAAUGCAGUCUUGCUAUGCGUCCUAACCAGGUGCGAUGUGACAAGAUUUGGCACCAUUCUGAGUAAACUUUAGAGACUUUUGUGCAUGAAAAUCCCAGAAAUACUCAAACCAGCCCGUCUGGCACCAACAAUCAUGACACGAUCUAAAUCACUGAGAUCAAAUUUUUUCCCAUUCUGAUGGUUGAUAUGAACAUUAACUGAAGCUCCUGACCGCAUGAUCUGCGUGUCAGGAAGAAAAGAUCUGCAUGAUUUUAUGCAUUGCACUGCUGCCCCACGAUUGUCUGAUUAGAUAAGUGCAUGAAUAAGUGAUGUAAACCAAGCGACCACUAGGGAUAGGAAUCACAGAAAAUGUAAUGAUUCUGAUUCCUUUUAACAAAUCAAAUUCUUUAACUGUUCCAUUGUUUUGAGGUAGAAAUAUUGCAUUUGCUGCCCUCAGCUGUUGUCAAAUUAUGAGAUCAGUUUGACUCAUGUAAAUCAUUAAUUCGGGAACCACUACACUGAUUACGCUGUAGAUUCAAAAGUACUAGUUCACAAGAGUCAUUAAUUUGGGAAUUGGACUACAGUGGUCAUGCUGACGAUUCAAAAGAACUGGUUCACAAGAGUCAUUCAUUCGAGAACAACAUUACACUGGCCAUGCUGACGAUUCAAAAGAACUAAUUCAAAAGAGUAAUUUGUUUGGGAAUUGGACUGCAGUGGUCAUGCUGUAGAUUCAAAUUAACUGGUUCACAAGAGUAAUUUCAUUUCGAAUUGGACUACAGUGGUCACACUGUAGAUUCAAAAGAACCUAAGAACAUAAGAGUCAUUCGUUUGGGAAACGGACUACACAAUCUAAUUGCAAACAUUUUUCCCCCCACUGUUUACCGAGCCUAGGGCUGUUA